Leptonychotes weddellii (Weddell seal) is the source of this 4479-nucleotide messenger RNA. It is a transcript of the gene SLC27A5, whose product is annotated as solute carrier family 27 member 5. The record is from RefSeq and is a predicted model, not a curated record. Gene Ontology annotation, cellular component: endoplasmic reticulum membrane; plasma membrane. Gene Ontology annotation, molecular function: long-chain fatty acid transmembrane transporter activity; long-chain fatty acid-CoA ligase activity. Gene Ontology annotation, biological process: bile acid metabolic process; long-chain fatty acid import into cell; long-chain fatty acid metabolic process. Lineage: Eukaryota; Metazoa; Chordata; Mammalia; Carnivora; Phocidae.
UCCGGGUUGAUGGGCAGCCCGGGAGGAGAGGGGAGUCCCUGCCAGACAAAGAUUCCCGGGGCGGGGCCCCUUCCCAGCUGACAUACGUGCGCGGCACGCCCUGUCGCCCACAGGGGAGAAGCCCCACCAAUGCGCCGUGUGCUGGCGAUCUUUCUCACUGCGCGACUACCUGCUGAAGCAUAUGGUCACACACACAGGCGUGCGCGCCUUCCAGUGCGCUGUCUGCGCCAAGCGCUUCACGCAGAAGAGCUCACUCAACGUGCACAUGCGCACGCACCGGCCCGAGCGCGCGCCCUGCCCCGCCUGCGGCAAGGUCUUCUCACACCGCGCGCUGCUCGAGCGCCACCUGGCCGCGCACCCUGCGCCCUGAUCCAGUUCUGGGCCUGGCUACGCCCACCACAGGAUUGACCACGAUCCCGCGCAGUAGGCCACCCUCUGCCGGGUUAGGGACGUCCCGUGGAACUAGGCCACAACCACCGCGGGACCGGUAACAUCCCUGCCUAGACGCCCGGACCACAUUCCCACCACCAAACCACACUUUCCCCAGAGCGCAGGCCUUCCCUCUGCUUCCACCCUUUCCCCCAGACCUGACCAGGGGUCCGGCCUGCCUUACUCCUCUCCUCCCUCGUACUUAGACCCUCCUGACGGUGGCAGGCUGGGGCUGGGUUUGGUCAGGGACCCGACCACCCCUGAGAACUGGAUCAUCUCCAGUCUAAACUCAGAGACCCUUGGGCCAGGCCCAAGAUUUGUGGCUUGAGUGGGGUGGGUUCUGGAGCUGCUCCUCUGCCCCAGUGUCGAGCUGGGCAUGAUCCCUGGCUCCCCACCGUACCCCUUCCUCAGUCUGGCGUCUAGGGGGCUCAGGUGGACCCAUCAUGGACUGGGACAGGGCCUUGGGACUCCCACUCUCUAAUAAAAUACUGGGGCCAUGGGUUCCAAACUCGGAAGCUGUGAGCUCCCAGACCCGUGCAUUUCUCAUCAUCACAGACUGGUUGUGGGCCUCGGGGCUCAGUGCCCCCGUCCCUGGGCAGCUAACCCUAACCUCCCAGGCUCCCUGGGCAGAGACAGGAUGAUCCACUUGGCCGCUCAUGCCUCUGUUCUCCAGGAGGAAGUGGGAUGCACAUAUGACUGGCACUUGACUCUUCUAGAGCCCUUCGUCCUAUGGGGAGAGGUACAGGCCAGCCCUGAGGUGCAUCUAGAAGAAAGAAGCCAUAUGUGGGAAAGAUGCAGACUUCGAGGCCCUUCCCGCUGGAAUCUCAAGGCCCUUUGGACUCUAGGCUUCCCCUCCCCCAACCUGAUGGGCAUGAUGGUUGAGCACCUUACUUUGGGGUGGUGGGGAAGGUGUCCAGGGAGUCUUUGAGGCCAGGCUGCCAUGUGGGGAUCUGAGCUCCAGGAUGCCUACCCUGGCGGGUAAGUUCUGAAGUGUAAGGCGGGGGGUGGGGCAAAAGGGGAGAAGCAGCCAGGACCCCUGGGCUGCUAACCAGGGGGCUGAAGGUACUGAUCCCUCGUAGCAAACCAGUGUCACGAGACUCCGCAUCAGUUCGGCUGCCAGCCCAGAAAGCAGCCACUCUUCUGCUUCCAGAGCAUUGGCGGCACCUGACCCUGGGCAUCCUGUCUUAAGGAUUUGGAGCAGGAGGAGAGGGGUUUGAACUGAAGACCUGCGGGCUCCCAGGUCAAUGGCACCGCCUCUCUGAGCUCCCCCUCUGUGACUGCCUCCCAGAGGUGAAGGGCUAAGGCUUUCCGGUCCAACCAUUGCCCACGUUCUGGGCGGGGGGAGUUUAGCCUCCUGAACCCCAUGGAUGCCAGGGGGUGGGGCAGACUCAGCCCAGCAUAUGGGAGGGGGUGGGGAUAUCAGAACUGGGUUUGAAUUUAGGCACUGAUUUUGUUCCUUCAACUAUUUGCGGAGUGCCAGGCACAUACCUGGCUAGAGGUAGGCACAGCGAAACAAGUCGGGUUAAAAAGGGCUGGGGGGUGGAGUCCUGAGGCCAGAAGCCUUGCUGUCAACACCUCCAGGGCCACUGUCAGGGGGUGGGGGUGGGGGCGGGACUAAGGGGUCAGAGAUCUGGGCCAGGCAGCCCCUGGCAGAAGUUACUAGCAGUCUGUGGACACUUCUCUGAGGAGGGAGCGGGCGCCAUGGGCAUCUGGCUGCGACUAGCCUUGUUACUGUUGGUGCUGUGGGCUCUGGGGCAGCCCCCGUGGCCUGCGGCUGUGGCCCUGGCACUGCGCUGGCUCCUGGGAGACUCCAUCUUCUGCGUGCUGCUUGGCCUGGCCCUGCUGGCGCAGCCCUGGCUCUGGCCCUGGAUGCCCCACUGGCUGAGUCUGGCAGCCGCGGCGCUCACACUGGCUCUGCUGCCCGCACGGCCGCCCCCAGGGCUGCGCUGGCUGCCUGCAGAUAUGGCCUAUAUUGCCAGGAUCCUCCGCCUGGGCCUGGUUGUCAGAGUGCGCAUGAGACGCCACCCGCCCGACACCUUUGUGGAUACCUUCGAGCGACGAGCACGAGCACAGCCGGGUCGCACGCCCUUGGUGUGGAAGGGGCCAGGGAGCCGCUCAGUCACCUUCAGGGAGCUGGACGACAGGGCAUGCCAGGCAGUGUGGGCCCUGAAGGCCGAGCUGGGCGGCCUCACAGGCUUGCUUGGCGGGGAGUCGGCUGCCCUCCUGGUGCUGGACGCCCAGACCAUUCCGGCCUUGGGUUUGUGGCUGGGAUUGGCCAAGCUGGGCUGCCCCGUGGCCUGGAUCAAUCCGCAUGGCCGGGGAGCACCCCUGGUGCACUCAGUGCUGAGCUCUGGGGCUCGGCUGCUGGUGGUGGACCCAGACCUCCGGGAGAACCUGGAAGAGGUACUUCCCAAGCUACAGGCAGAGAACAUCCGAUGCUUCUACCUCAGCCAUUCUUCCCCAACACCAGGAGUGGGGGCUCUGGGGCCUGCUCUUGAUGUUGCACCCACCGACCCUGUGCCCACUGACCUACGUGCUGGGAUCACACCACAGAGUCCUGCCCUGUUUAUCUACACCUCAGGGACCACUGGGCUCCCAAAGCCGGCCAUUGUCACGCAUGAGCGACUGCUGCAGAUGUGCAAGAUGCUGUCCCUGGGUGGGGUCACAGCUGAUGACGUGGUCUACACAGUCUUGCCUCUGUACCAUGUGAUGGGGUUUAUCCUUGGGGUCCUCAGCUGCCUGGAGCUCGGAGCAACCUGUGUCCUGGCCCCCAAGUUCUCUGCUUCCCGCUUCUGGGAUGACUGUCGGCUGCAUGGUGUGACUGUGAUCCUGUAUGUGGGUGAGGUCCUGCGGUACCUGUGUAACACUCCACAGCGACCAGAGGACCAGACACAUACAGUCCGCUUAGCAAUGGGCAAUGGACUCCGGGCAGAUGUGUGGAAGUCCUUCCAGCAGCGCUUUGGCCCCAUUCGGAUCUUGGAAAGCUAUGGCUCUACAGAAGGCAACAUUGGCUUCGUCAACUAUCCAGGGCGCUGUGGGGCCCUGGGCAAGAUAAGCUGCUUGCUUCGAAUGCUGUCCCCCUUUGAGCUUGUACAGUUCGACACGGAGGCCGAAGAGCCUGUCAGGGACAAUCAGGGAUUGUGUGUCCCUGUGGGGCCAGGGGAAGCGGGGCUUCUGUUGACCCAGGUCUUGAGCCACCAACCUUUCGUGGGCUACCGCGGGGCGCGAGAGCUGUCGGAACGAAAGUUGGUGCGGAAUGUGCGGCGCAGGGGUGACGUUUACUUCAACACCGGCGACGUGCUGACCAUGGACGAAGAAGGCUUCCUUUACUUUCGCGACCGCCUCGGGGACACCUUCCGAUGGAAAGGUGAGAACGUGUCCACGCGGGAGGUGGAGAGCGUUUUGUCACUCGUGGACUUCCUGCAGGAGGUGAACGUCUACGGUGUGUCUGUACCAGGUUGUGAGGGCAAGGUGGGCAUGGCUGCCGUGCAGCUGGUCCCCGGCCAGACCUUCGAUGGUCAGAGGAUGUACCAGCAUGUCCGCACUUGGCUCCCUGCCUAUGCUGCACCCCAUUUCAUCCGUAUCCAGGACACCCUGGCAAUCACAAGCACAUUCAAACUGGUGAAGUCACGUUUGGCGCGUGAGGGCUUCAAUGUAGGCAUCAUUGCUGAUCCCUUGUUCGUGUUGGACAACCAGGCCAAGGCCUUCCGGCCCCUCACGGUGGACGUGUACCAGGCUGUGUGCAAUGGAACCUGGAGACUCUGACUAUUUGGCCAGUCCACAGGACAUCUGAAGUGGUAGUGCCCAAUGCUGACUACCACUACCAUUUGCAGGUCACCUCCCCCCACCCCAAACCUGCUGAGGAUCAUCAUGAAUCCUAGCCCGGCUAUAAGCCCUGUUGCAGAGAGUGAGAUGAUGCUAGGCCCAGUAACGGAGUGAGAAUAAACUUGGAUGUAUACACAGAUGUCUAUAUGUGUAGGGGCCAAGGGCAGGUAGCCCCAAGAUGGGCCCCUUUGGCAUAAAGAUUAUUUUGUGUUAAAAGCAAUAAAA